CACCGGACGCAACCGCCUCGCCCGGAAGCCCGGGGCGCGUUUGACGUCGCCAUGGUGCCGGGCCUCGAAGAGGAGCUGGGCCUGGCGGGGCUGGAGCGAUGCCUCGUGGCGGCCAUGGCCUGGUGCGAGGAGAUGGGGCCAAGGGACCUGGAGGAGAUCGCUGAGGAGGACGUCUUCGAGGACUUCUGCUCCGCGCUGAAGCUGAAGCCUUUGGAGCGAAGGCGGCUGCUGAAAGGCCGCCUGGGAAGGGGUCGCGCUGGCUACGGAGGCGCGCCGAAAGAAGCCGCGGCGUCGGAAGCAGCCCCCAAGGCAGUGGGCCAGGCAUUUGUGGUCAAAAACACCUUCCUAGAGCUGGAUGAUGAUGAAGUGAGGACUGCGCUGCAGCGUUCCAGCACCACGCCCGCGCCCACGUCACCACUGGAGCCGGAGGACGAAGACGCACAGGAGGCAGAGGACGCUGAGGAGACAGAGGAAGCUGGGGGAGCGACUGCCAGCGCCAUCUACAAGACCUUGACCUUCGACUCUUGGGAGAAUGGCAAUGACUGGGAUUGGAUCCACCGCAACCAGCUGGAGGCUGUGAUGGAGCAGCCCAGCGAGGAGUUCGCGCAAGACCCGGAGGUGGGCGGCGGUUCGCCGAGUGCCGGAGCAGAGGUGGGUAUGAUGCUGAUCCCCAUGGAGGCCAUGCCCGGGUACAUGCCGAUGCCGGAGAUGUGCUUCACCCCAGGCUGCUUCGCCGUGCCCAUGGACCGCUUCGGGCGCUUUCCGGGGGUCAUGGACCAGCUGCCCAUCCCAGAUACGACCAUCGCGGACAACAAGCGAGCGCAGGUGUUGCAGCGCGCCUUCAGCGUCGCGAGCAAUGUCUACAGGAUUCGCUGGACCGUGGAUGCCAGGAAACUGAAGAGCACCGACAAGGAGGCGGUGUCCCCGCCCUUUGACCUCACCUUCUCUGGAGGCGCGGUGCCCUUCAAGAUGAUCAUGCGCCCCCGCGUGGUGGCGCAGGAGCGGGGCGGCGCCAGCUUCCGCAGGUCACGCGGACGUGGGAACAUUCAGCUGCGGUGCAUGGCUGAGUCGGACACCGACACCAAGCCAGUGGUGACUUUUCGCCUCGGUGUUGGCAGUGACAAGGCCGCCAAGCAGCUGAAGCCGCGGGGCCCGGUGCGCCACGACUUCUCGGAGAAGAACAUUUGCGGACUGCCUCGUGGGCAGGAUGAUUGGGAUUUUGGCAAGGCAGUGGACGAAAAGACGCAGACCUUUGUGGUUUGCCUCGAGAUCCUGUCGGGUGAAUGAGCAGUUUGGCUCAGAGCUCAUCCAAGGUGUCACCAGAGCAAUCGAAGAAAGCCGCGCGGA
This is a messenger RNA of Effrenium voratum, 1347 nucleotides long. The record is from the annotation of a GenBank genome assembly. NCBI's taxonomy places the organism in Eukaryota, Dinophyceae, Suessiales, Symbiodiniaceae.